AUGCCAACCAAUAAAGAGCUCUCCGCAUGCCGGCUCGGGCACAACUUCCGUACUGAGUGGGGAAAGGCGAAUGCCCAGAAGACCAGCAUCCAAGACUUCUUCGAUGCAGUCGGAAAACUGUUGGAGGCGCAAAGAGUAUCUCAGGUUCCCCCUCUUGCUAUGUCUAAGCUAUCAACCAACGAGAUCAUCAAAGCAAUGGGAUUGUCUGUCAACGUGACAAAAUCACGGGAGUUUUUGGAUAUCCCAGGCGUGGAAAUUCGACCCUCCCGCAUUACGUCUUCAAAGAAUCGAAUGGAUAUCCAAUCGGCAUUUGGAUUGAGCUCAAAGAAUGAAGCUUCGGUUCGAUCUACGUUGAACCAUCUCCUCGUGCUUGCAGAAAAGAUAGUCUCAGCCAAGAAAAUCAAGAACGCACAGCUUAUCAAUCUUCGGGUUGAGAUUUUGUGGGACUAUGGCCCGGUUACCUACGACAAUCAACAAUUUCGGCUGACGGGAAAGCCCGACUAUACGAUCUGGUAUGGUGUUUCUGAGGGCGCCUUUACCGGUAUCGUUCGUGUAGAAGCGAAGAACAUCCUGGAAGCUGAGAGUGAAAUCGGCCAGUGCCUGGGCUAUGGGCAUGGUGGCGAACAAACGCCGUGCCGCUAG
Molecule: messenger RNA, 642 nt
Organism: Penicillium taxi
Lineage: Eukaryota; Fungi; Ascomycota; Eurotiomycetes; Eurotiales; Aspergillaceae
Exons: 2
Coding region: 1-642 (213 amino acids)
Source: RefSeq, a predicted model, not a curated record